AAAAUACUAAGGCCUUGAAAAAGAAACAAGAAGAAUAUAUAUUCAGUCUGGGUGUACUACUAUACUGAAACAGACUUCUUGAUAAGUCUGAAGUCUGAAGUCUGAGAAACAUCAUUUUCCUCAACUGAUAUAACAACAAUUCUCAAACAAGAAAUCAGAAGAUGUCAGCUGACAAAAUUGGAUGUGGAUUUUGCUCCAAGAAAAGAAGGGUUCUAAAUGCAUUCGAGUUGAAAAUUGGGCAACAUAUCUCUGAACCUGGACGUAAUAAACUGAAAUACAAGGAGAGGAAACACGUUUUAAAAGCAAAUUAUUUCCAUCAUGCUAUCAUAGCAGACAUUAAACACAGAACUGAUUAUGAAGCAACUCUUGUAUUGAUUCACUAUGCAGAUGUCAGAGGUUUCAAAAACGGCUCUAUUCAAAAGAAAGAAGAAAAAAGAAACUUAAAGCAUGAUGAAAUAUACACUAUUGAGUACAAUUAUUCAAAAUAUACUCCUAAGGAAAUAGUUCGGCGAGCAAAGUCGCAAAUAAAAAAAGGUGACGGAAAGGAUACUGUGACAAAAGAUGAAGAUGAAGAUGAAGAUGCUGAUAAUCAUGAGAAUCAAACAGGCACUAUUGAGAGUGUUUUUGGGAAUUAUAAUCUUUUUAAAAGUAAUUGUGAACAUUUUGCAACAUGGUGUGUACUCGGCACACAAAACUGUUUCCAAUUUGGCGAAAAGAGAACAAUACUUCUGAUUUCUUUCAUUGUCUUUGCAUUGUUUGCAAUAAUUAUUUUGAGCAUUCUAAGACUAUCCAAUUCUAGAAUAUUAGAGAUGCUAACAAAUAUUCCUGGUUUUGCUGUUGUUGGUGACAUAAUUUAUCAUCCAUAUCUAAUUUACGAAUUUCUCGAACUGAAGAGAUUACAUAACAAUAAAAGUGUAUGUUCCUAUUGUUCUGAAGAAAAACUAUACAUUCUGUUAACUAAAUUUAUAUUGUUCUUACUUUCAUGUAGUUUAUCGUUACAGUACAUGAUUAUAACAGUUAAUGACCCACUGGUCCCAGCGUGGCCAGUGACAAUACUAAUAACUGUGAUAUUUCUUAUACGAAGUGCAAUGCCAUUCAUACAGUCAGUUGUCAAGGAUUUUGAAUCACCAUUAACGGUCAAGUCUAUUAAAGUAAAACAGUUAUCCGACGUGAAACGAGGAGAAGUAAUAGUUUUCCGACAAUAUGGAUUUAAGCAUUUCACAAUAGCUACAAAAGUUACUAAAUCAGGCAAAAUCAGCUUAGUUCACUAUAAUAAAUCUUGUCUCUUCACAAGAGUUAUAGAGGAAGUGGAAAUCAAAUUGUCUGACAAAACUGUUUGGCGGCUAGAUCCCAGAAAAAUGACAGUGUUUCUCCCAGAAGAAAUAAUUUCACGUGUACAAAGUCGAAAGGGUGAAAAGAAAUGGCACUGGCGUUCUAACAGAUCUGAUCAUGUGUGCUACUGGGCAGUAAAAGAACAGUUGCACAUGAAAUAUUAUAAACCAAAGAAUAAUGAAGAGACAGAAAUUGCAACCAAGUCAGAACAAAAAAUAUUUAGUUCACUUGAGGUUGAAACUAUGGUUGUUCACAUUAGAAAUGAAACUGAAAUUGGUGAUGUAGUUCAAUUCUGUGUCAAUAAUGGAACUUUUAAGAAAGGAGUUGGUAUCAUUAUUGAAAUAAGGAACUCAAAAAAAGACCCAGCAAGACAUAAACGUACUUUUCAGCUGUCUCUAGUUAUGCAGGCAGGUAAAACUAUUACUCUAUCUUGGAUAGAUAUUGAUCUAAACACAGACACAGUGAAAGUCAAGAAAUUUCAUCCUGUUCAUUGUAAUACAAUGGAGGAGCGGAAAAACAGAGCAAUAGCAGCAUUGUUCAAAAGUGACAAUCAAACAGUGGACAACAAAUUCAAACUAGUAGAAUUCUGUGUUUUAAAGGAAUGAGAAAAAUGAGAAAUAAUAAAUCAGAAGGUCUGACUGAAAGAUUGAUUGAUAAGGUGGUUGAUCGACAUAACAAACUGAUGGAUGGACAGACUGACUGAAUAGACCAACUGGUUGUUGAAUGACUGACUGACUAGGUGCUUUGUUUACUGAUUGAUAGAUUUAUUUGAUUGACUGAUCAAUUGAUAUUGAUUAAAAUAUAUUUUUAACAGUAUUUAAAGUACUAUAAUGGCUGUUUACCAGCACUGCCAAGUGAAGUUUACUUAUAUUCAUGCGGAAGCUUAUUUCAAUGACUUAACAGGAAAGUGUAAUAACCUCUUCUGUAUGUGGAAUGUCAGUUUUCCAGUUUGCCCUCAAUUUGUAUCACUCAAAAAUCUGCUCCCUAAAAAAAUCCAAUGCUGUUGUUAUAAUUAUGAGAAGGCUAAAAGCCUCCUCACAUAUAGGCGAAAAAAAAAAACGACGUCAACUUGCGAGUACUGGCGAAUAGUACUUGAGCAAAAUUCGUUCCCAUUAGUAUAUGUACGUUGUACAUUUGUGGUGUUCGUAUGGAUGCAUCUGUGAGCUUUUGCAUCCGUUGUGAUUACUUUUGUUUGUCAGAUAAUUUUCAGCAUGUUGAAAAAUUUGUGGCGAUUAAAAGUUUCGU
Molecule: messenger RNA, 2577 nt
Organism: Mercenaria mercenaria
Lineage: Eukaryota; Metazoa; Mollusca; Bivalvia; Venerida; Veneridae
Exons: 2
Coding region: 162-1937 (591 amino acids)
Source: RefSeq, a predicted model, not a curated record